Limulus polyphemus (Atlantic horseshoe crab) is the source of this 2372-nucleotide messenger RNA. RefSeq names its product zinc finger SWIM domain-containing protein 6-like. Gene Ontology annotation, cellular component: Cul2-RING ubiquitin ligase complex. Gene Ontology annotation, molecular function: zinc ion binding. The annotation marks the transcript as partial. Lineage: Eukaryota; Metazoa; Arthropoda; Merostomata; Xiphosura; Limulidae. The transcript has 13 exons. The record is from RefSeq and is a predicted model, not a curated record.
GGCGGCGAAGAGGUUGUGUUGUAUUCGGGUAGGCGGUAAUUCCAUGCAAAACAACGAUAUAUUAAUGAACAACGAUUCAAAAACAGUUACUGCUAGGUGCCCAGAUAGUUUACUAGAUGUUAGUGCUAAAGUGGUGGCUUUACAUAUCCCAUUCCAGAGAAUUGAAGAAAGAUAUGACCGCAUACCUGAGCCUGUUCAGAGACGGAUAAUUUAUUGGUCUUUUCCUCGGAACGAGAAGAAUAUUUGUAUGUAUUCAUCGCUUUCAAGUGAAAGUAGUGGUUGUACGGACCUUCAGAAAUUGCCUUUUUAUCGUGGAUUACGAUUAUACGAAACUGGAUGUGUUGAAAAUGUUCUGCAAGUGGGUUUCCACUUGAGUGGGUUUGUGGUGACUCCCAAAACGUCUAGUAGUACAACCUCAGGUUAUUCCUCAGAACCAGAAAAAAGACACAGGGUCUCCAUCACCUUUGACAGAUGCAAAAUUACAUCUGUCUCUUGUACAUGCGACAUAAACGACAUCUUCUGGUGUCAACAUGUUGUUGCCCUUGUAAUUUAUCGAAUGAGAAGAGCGGCACAUGUUAAAUUACGUGUUCCCAUCUCAGAAACGCUACUCCAGUUAGAUCGACAGCAACUUCAGAAGCUAGUGCAGUACCUCGUUGCUGAACAUCAUACAGAAGUCCUUCCAACAGCUCAGCGGUUAGCUGAUGACAUUCUAAAGACACAGUCAGUUAUUAAUUCCAUCCCCGGAGCACCAGAUCCCACAGCUGGAGCCUCAGCUGAUGAGGAGCAUAGUUGGCAUUUGGAUGAAGAACAGGUAACAGAACAGGUUCACAACUACCUAUCUCAGGGAGGCUACUACAGUGCUAACAAGCAACUAAAUGCACUGUUUACCAAAGUCAAGGAGAUGUUGCGGGCCAGAGACUCAAAUGGUGCCAGAAUGUUGAGACUAAUCACAGAGCAGUUUUUGGCUGAUCCCCGAUUAGUAAUCUGGAGAGCCCAAGGGACCCCGAUGAUGGACAAGUGUCGUCAGCUGUGGGAUCAACUAGGUGCAUUAUGGGUUUGUGUGGUUCUUAGCCCACAUUCAAACCAUAUUGACAAGCAGCAGUGGCGUACUCUAUUAGAAAAGUGGGCAAACACUCAAGUAUGUCCACUCGAGGAUGCAGAUUUUCGCCCACCAGGAAGCAGCACGCAAGCAAGGAGACCUCUUGAAGACGAUAGUUCCUCCGAUUCCUCAGAUGACGACUCAAAUGAAUUACCUCAGGGUGAACGUCCCGUUGCUCCCACCGCCACCACCACCACCACCACUACUACACAACCCCAACCUCGCACAAUAUUUCAUCGAGCCCUGGAGGCCAGCCAUCUUCAAUGGGACGACCCACACCUAAAGUAUAUUCUAGCACAUGAUGGUGUCUCUCAGUGCACAGAACCCUCUUCAUCUGCAUCUUUCAAUUGCCAGGGUUAUCCAUUAUGGCAUGAACAUAUCCCAACAGCCUGUGCUAGGGUGGAAGCUCUGCGUUCUCAUGGGUGCCAGAAGGAAGCCCUGCGGCUAGCUGUAGCCAUCGUUAGGACAAUGAAGCGGCAGCAACGAGAAUGGCAAUGUCUCUGGCAAGCUGAACAGGAUCGUGGAGCAGUACAGCCAUCAGUCUCGGGAACAUCUACUGUUAAACCAACUCAUUCCAACUCAGAAGGAUGGGUGGGACAUCCACUGGACCCCAUCGGCUCCCUUUUCGACACUUUAGCAGAAGCUUCACUAAUUCCUGAUUGUAAAGGAUGUCUUGACCAUUUUUAUGACUUCAUGACCACAACCAACCAAGAGGAGUCUGGCUGCUCGGGUCGAGAACGUCCACGCUACCACCACAUGGUGGUUCCAGGGAGUCGAGACCACUGUGAGAGCUACCUUUCUCUGGCUGUGGAAGCUGCUCUGAUUGGGUUAGGACAACAGAGACUUAUGCCCUCAGGUGUUUAUGCUCAGGAAAAGGCAUGCAAGCAGGAAGAACGUCUCAUUACCAAACUGCAGGACAUUGAACUCGACGGUACCCUAGUAGCUGUGCUCAGAAAACAGGCCAUGCUGCUACUUGAAGGAGGACCAUUCAGUGGUCUGGGCUGCAGGAUUCACACUGAAAGCGUGCCAAUGCACACUUUUGCCAGAUAUCUUUUCACAGCACUUCUGCCUUACGACCCUGAUCUUGCAUACAGUGUAGGACUGAGAGCCAUGAGACUUCCUAUCUUGGAAGAGCAAGAAGAACAGGAUGAACCAGGAUCAGGCAUUGGAUUAAACACUGCUGUUCUUGCCCACUAUCCUCGAUGGUUCACAUUAGGACAUAUUGAAGCUCAACAGUGUUCUCUCGCAUCAACUAUGCUUUCUGCUGCUAAAG